AUGCUCUUCAACGUUUUCCUCUCUGCCGCCACCGUCGCCGUGGCGUUCGCCGCGCCUCCCUUGCAGAAUCGUGACGGCACCAAAGUCCCGACGGUUAAAGCAGCCUCUGCAAAAUGCGGCAACGGCCAGGUAAUUUCUUGCUGUAAUGGCGGCCUGGCUCUCGUGGGCGGAAACUGCAGCCCUAUCCCGCUGCUUUCUCUCCUUCCAAUUUCCACGGCUUGCAAUAACCAGGUUGCUUGCUGCACUGGCGACCAGGCCGGCCUUGUUAACCUUCAAUGCACUCUCAUCUCACUGUAA
Messenger RNA from Metarhizium album ARSEF 1941, 297 nucleotides. RefSeq lists its product as uncharacterized. Gene Ontology annotation, molecular function: structural constituent of cell wall. Bases 1 to 297 code for a protein of 98 amino acids. The record is from RefSeq and is a predicted model, not a curated record. Lineage: Eukaryota; Fungi; Ascomycota; Sordariomycetes; Hypocreales; Clavicipitaceae. The transcript is spliced from 3 exons. Gene Ontology annotation, cellular component: fungal-type cell wall.